UGCCGUUUUGCGCUCGAGUGUAGACGGGCGGGGCUGCAUGCACGUUUACGCUGUGCAUCCCCCCCCUCCCCACAAAGAAAGUCCUCUUUGGUCACUCCUAUCGUUUCUCUCCUUCUGCUGCUUUUUCCUCCGAUUCGCUCUGGGCUUCUUCUCAAGGAAAACAUUUGCAUUGGGAAGCUUGGUUGGUAGGGAUACAUUAUGGGCCAGGCUAAGAAGAGAAAGGGAGCCGGAAAUGCUGCUGAAGCCUCAAAAGAGUUAUCAUCUGAAACAAAGACUACAAAAGCAUUGAAGCCUAAACCAAAGAUUGUAAAAAAAUCUCAAAAUCAUGUUUCUGCAAAUACAGAAGCUGAAGGUACUCCGAAAUCUCAAAAGAAGAAGGCAGGAAAAGCCAAGGGUACUGAGGGUCAGGUUAAUGAUAAGGACAAGACGACAAACGCUCUGGAGAAUAACAAGGAAAAGGGUAUUAUCAAUGAAAAACCCAAAGAGAAGAGCCAGAGUGAUCUGAUGAACAGAGAAAAGAGCCAGAGUGAUCUGAAGAACAAAGAAAAGAGUCACAGGGAUCUGAAGAACGAUGCAAAGAGUGAGAGUGAUCAAAAGAACAGAGAGAAGAGUGAUCACGAGAACAAAGAGAAGAGCCAGAGUGAUCAAAAGAUCAAAGAAAAGCUCGGUGGGUUGAUUUUCAUGUGCAAUCGAAAGACAAAACCAGAGUGUUUCCACUAUAUGGUAAUGGGCCUACCGGCGAGCAAGCACGAGCUUGUAACAAGCAUCAAGCCUGGUCUAAAGCUCUUCCUCUAUGAUUUCGAUCUUAGACUUCUGUAUGGGAUCUACACGGCAUCGUCGUCCGGCGGAAUGAAACUUGAGCCAGCUGCUUUCAAUGGUGCCUUCCCUGCACAGGUGCGUUUCAAGGUUCAUAAGGAUUGCAUUCCGUUGCCAGAAGAUGUUUUUAAGAAGGCAAUUAAAGAGAACUAUGAUGCAAAGAGGAAUAAGUUCAAGACGGAGCUUACUGUCCAACAAGUGAAGAAUCUUUCUGAGCUAUUCCGGCCUGCCACUGCAUUCCCAUCGAUUCAGCACUCUCUCUUUCAAAACCCUGCCCCGGCAUCAAUCAUACUUGGUCCACCCAUGCCAAUUGUACCGCUAGUGGGAAUUCCAGAGAGCAGGAGAGAAGCUCUACCACAGGUACACAAUGAACUGUUGUCCAGAAAUCAGUAUCCCAACAAUGAAGCCAGGAGAUACUAUUUGCCCCCACCAGAUUAUGGUAGGGAGGAGCAUCCAAGGCAUGAUGCCUCUAUGCACAUAGGAACAAUCCCAAUGCGAAGAGAGGCAAUUCCGGUGCAUGGAGAAGGAAUACGUCGUGAUCCACUUCCUCUAAGUGAGAAAGAGUACCGAGCUUUUGGGCUUGCAAAAAGGCCCACUGCCCCAGUUCCCGGUCCCGGUCCUGCUCCCUCUUUAGAUCCUUAUCGAAGUGGCAGGGAUCAGUAUAAUCCUUAUCUCUAUGGGACAGCUUCUUCAGACCCAUAUCAUCUGCCGCCUAGGAGAGAUACGUUUCCAACUGACAUGUCAGAGGGAGGAACCGAUCUGUCCCGAAAAAGACCUGAUGGGGUGGAGUAUAAUAUGCAUCGGGCAGGCCAACAGGUGAGCACCCAAUCAGCAGUGUCUCAUCUUGGUCAUCCAUAUGGGGUCUCCACGAGAGCUGAGAUGGCAUAUGAAGGGCAAUCAUUGGAUAGAACUAGGGCUGGUGAAGCUGAAAGAGUGUAUACGGCACAUGCUGCAACUGCAUUGUCAGAUUACAACAGUAGACUUCAGCAGCUCGGCGGGAGGCCAGAUGUUGGAUCUUUGCCAGUCUCAUCUCGUUACUCAUUUGCUGGCCCAUCGUUGUCUUACCGAUGAAGCCCAGGCAUCUUUCUCAUGCAGGCGUGCUUGCGGGGACGUUGCUGUUUUCGUGUUUAGCCUCUGGAAAACGUCGAAAGAACUAGAAAACUGUGUCAUUACCAUCCAGCUUUAGUAGGAUGGAAAAAUCUUAUUGUGUUUGUGGUGUAUCACUAGUUCUGUUGGCAGUCUUGUUCCUUUGAAUACUAACAUUCAUGUUAGGGGUAAAAAUAGCAGGGACUUGCAUUUGAAUUUUUGCCUUUUGGUUUCAUAUGAUAUUUAGUGAUAUUGUUUUACCAGGACGAGCAUGAAAGGAAAUCCCAGACUUGCAACCAUAAGCUUUGCGUGACUUUGGCUGCACUUUCAAAUUGUAUUGUAGUAUUGUCUGAUAAAUAUUAGAGGAAUGUAACUUCAAUUGCCUACUUUGUCAUUGGAAACAUCAUUUAAGUUUUGUUUUUC
Molecule: messenger RNA, 2325 nt
Organism: Magnolia sinica
Lineage: Eukaryota; Viridiplantae; Streptophyta; Magnoliopsida; Magnoliales; Magnoliaceae
Exons: 5
Coding region: 199-1887 (562 amino acids)
Source: RefSeq, a predicted model, not a curated record